This is a messenger RNA of Solenopsis invicta (red fire ant), 4435 nucleotides long. Its product is annotated as dipeptidase 1. The coding region runs from base 691 to 1974 and encodes 427 amino acids. NCBI's taxonomy places the organism in Eukaryota, Metazoa, Arthropoda, Insecta, Hymenoptera, Formicidae. The record is from RefSeq and is a predicted model, not a curated record. The transcript has 8 exons. Gene Ontology annotation, biological process: proteolysis. Gene Ontology annotation, molecular function: metallodipeptidase activity.
GCCAGGCCGACUGGCUCGAGCUUGCGAGCUUUCUAGCAGCAGCCAGUCGCCGGCUGCCGGGCCACGACCUCACAUCAACCCGGCUGCUCGUCCGCUUGGUUCAAUACUGCGCGAGAGAGCUUUCAUAGCCACGUUUCUUCUCAAUACGCUCUCUCGAAUUUACGUCCGAACUUUUGACAGACUGUCUUCUACUACAAUUUUCAUCUACACUGAAAAUGUCACGAAAAAGGACAAGCUCGCGAAGUUUUGAAGACUGUGUCAAAAUUUUCAACCGUCCACAAACUUUUCUUACGCAGAGUGUCCAGUUAUUGCAAGCUUUUGCAGUCAUAUUCAAAACAUUAACUGUGAGUUCCUUCGAUUGACUUGUUUGACUUUCUCUUUAAUUCAUUUUCCACAAUUAUAUUCCGUAUAUCCACGAGAGUGAAAAUUUCUGUGGUGCGCGGAUUUCGUCGGGAAUCAGGUACACGCUUCAAGCGUGGAAUUCGGACGUGUAAGAAUUUGUGUCAAGGAUUGUAGUAUCGAAGAUUGAAGGUCGAGGUCGAGUGUGAGAAUUACGUCGUGCGAAACAAGUGACGCCCAUCGGUUGUUUUUCCGAGGAACAACGGAGUAUGGCGGAUGGGUGACAAACGCGGGUUCACUGCAGGCUGAAGGUGUUUUUCAGCAUCGUUGGGACCAUGUGAGGCUUCGACCAUGAGGAGUGGCGGCCAGAGUGGUGUAUGGACAGUAAGCGUGAUUAUACUGUCGAUUGGCACCUGGGUGGGUAGAGUCGGGCCACGUCCAGCGGAUGGGGAGCUCGCGCUCCUGACGUCGCCGCGUGAGCGAUUGGAAACCGUUCGACAGGUUCUUUCUGAGGUGCCUUUGAUCGACGGCCACAAUGACCUACCGUGGAACAUCCGCAAUUUCCUCCAUAACCAGUUGGCGGAAUUCGAUUUUGACAGAGAUCUGCGUCAAGUCGCGCCCUGGAGCAAAAGCGCUUGGAGUCAGACCGAUCUCGUCAGACUGCGGCAAGGCAUGGUCGGCGGUCAGUUUUGGGCCGCUUACGUGCCGUGCGAAUCUCAGCAUCUUAACGCGGUCCAGUUGACUCUGGAACAGGUGGACCUCAUUAAGAGGCUCAUAGAAAAAUACUCUCAGCACAUGCAGUUCGCUGCAUCGUCGACGGAGAUUUUGGAAGCUCACGGGAGGGGCAGAAUAGCUUCCCUGAUUGGAGUGGAGGGUGGGCAUAGUCUAGGAAGUAGUUUAGCCGUUUUAAGAACACUUUACCAACUGGGUGUACGGUACCUUACACUGACACACACCUGCAACACACCAUGGGCGAGAAGUUCGUCGGUGGAAGACGACGAUGAAGAUGGCGGAGGCCUGACAGCAUUCGGCGAGACAGUAGUUAAAGAAAUGAAUAGGCUCGGAAUGCUGAUAGACCUCAGCCACACAGCGAGGGCGACUAUGAGAGCUGCUCUAAGAGUCAGCAAAGCACCGCUCAUUUUUUCACACUCCUCUGCGUUCGCUAUUUGUAAUUCCUCCAGAAAUGUGCCCGACGAUAUUCUUAAGCAACUGGCUGAUAACGGUGGAUUGGUAAUGGUCACGUUUUACAAUUAUUUCGUGAAAUGCGGACCUCAGGCCAGCGUCUCGGACGUGGCCGAGCACAUAUACUACAUUAGAAACCUGAUUGGCGUGGACCAUAUCGGAGUCGGCGGAGAUUUCGACGGCAUCAACAAAACUCCUCGUGGUCUCGAAGAUGUCUCGAAGUAUCCCGAACUAUUCGCUGAACUUCUUCGGAGUGGCAAGUGGAACGUGCUCGACCUAAAGAAAGUCGCCGGCUUGAAUUUACUGCGGGUCCUCACACAGGUGGAGCGCGUGAGGGACGAGCUGAGAACGGCGGGGAUUACGCCGCUCGAGGAAUAUCUUCCAGACUCGCCCGACACGAUCGGUAACUGUGCUCUGGAUAUUAACUCCGUGCAAAGGGUCACGGAAGUCUGAUCGAUCGGCUGUACGCACUGCCCGACGACACGCGAAUUAAUCUUAUGCCAGCACGACCAUUCCGCACAGAUGGGCAUGGCCGGAAGACAACCGGUCGCACCAAGAGCGCGGAUUAAAGGAGAAAAUUUGAUUAUCUCGUUCACUAUGAUCUCUAUGCUCGCAAAAGUUCUUCGAACCUCGUGCGAAAGCUCAAUUGAACGUCGACAUUUGCAAAGGCUCAAAAUAAACCUACCUCGAUACCUGUUUCACAAAGGCGACGGACAGCGGAUAUAUCGAUUACGCUUUAUUUAAAGGAAGGUAACAUUCUCACGUUAUAUUAAAAAGUAAUCGGAAGUUAUGCGUUGUCUAUAAAUAAUCAUAAAAAUAUCAAACGUUCAACGUAAGUGGCAGUAAUCUUUUUGCAUUUAGAAAAAUCAAAUGUUAAUAAUAGCGGAAAAUGUGUGUAGAAAUAAUUCGUUUUCCAGUGUGAACCUCAACCAUGCUUCUUCGAUAUACAUAUAGCGACACUAUUUGUAAACACGAUAGAAUCACAAAUUGCAACAUUUAGUUCUGAUCUGUUCGUCGCCAUUAAUUACCCGUAAUACGCAAACAGACUUUUCUACUUGAUAAAAUUCUAGCGAAUCGUUAACAGGCUGGUCAUUACUUUAAGAUCUACGCUAUCUUGCUGCAAAUAUCUUCACGAUCAUGUAAAUAUCUAAACGAUAAGCGAUGCGCCAUCCAAUAUUCGCGUGAAGAUAAAGCGUCAUUUUACUGAUGCACGAGACUGUUUCUAAACUUCGAUGUCUUCCUCUCUUGGAAACGAUCGUAAUAUGUGUGUGAAACUGUGAACCCCGGCUGUAUACCUUUGAACGUCUUCCUUCCCCUCAUUGCACCGACGAAAACACGUGCUCUACAAAGCGGAUGUUUGUAGAAGGAAGAAUCGAUGUCGUGUUCCUGCGAGCAGCAUACGUGACGCUCAUAAUUAACAAAAUUCUGAAAUCUUUUCUUUGCAUUUGUAAACUUUUUUAUUUGUUAUAGUUUAUUGUCCGAAGCCUGAUUUUGUCCAGAUUGAUUGCAUUACGUUAGGUUAAAGAAUUUAUAUUUUUACACGAAAAGAAUUAAAUGGUUUCGUUUAAAAUAACGCAUUUUUAUUUCUGAACUGCACAUAUGUAUGUAUUGGUCCUUUGAUUUACGCAGAGCAUCCGUUCUACGUGGUCUUUUUUACGUGAUUGAGAAUGGAGUUCGCGUAAAUGGAGUUUGCCAAUAUGAAAAAAAAUGUGCAAGAGAAAAAAAUCUAUGUGAAUUGUAAAAAUAUUCAUUUUACAUAUUUGCAUAAAAAUAACAAUAUUAAAAAUUAAGAAAAAUAAUUUAAAAUUUUCUAUCUUAUAACUGUCAGUACUGUACUCUGAAGUAAUCAGUCGAUGUAAUAGAUACAAUCAAAUAAAGACUCUCUGAUCUGAAAUAAUUUCAAUAAAUAUCGUAAAAGUUACAUUUUCUGAUGUCUAAAAAGAUCGCGUGAAACUGAAACGGCAUAAAAACAGUAUCACAUAAACGGAAGAAUUAUUUAUAGAUUUAUAAAAACCGCAUAUAUCAAAGGAUAAGUGUAAUUCUAUAAUUAGAUCUUUUUAAAGUUAAUAAAUUUUUUUAAAUAUUCUGUUAAAGAUCUCUCUGAAUAUUUCUUAUUUUAUUAUUUCAAAAAUAUAAUUUAAAAUAUGUGUCUAUAAUUAAUGAAUGUAAUGAGAUAUCAACACACUAACAUUAUCUUUUUAACUGUUAUUUGAAAACUAUAAAAUUAUCCAAAGUUCUUAAAUUGCAGUAAUUCCAAGUUAUUAAAAUUAUAUGCCAAUAAACAAAUCUAUUUCCAGACUUGUUAACGUCAAAACUCAUACUUACACAUAUCAAAGUAAAAUAUUAAAGCUACUCAUAUUUUAUACAGCAAUAACUAUUCUAGCUUUGCACAAAUUUCUCACAACGAAACUCGGAGUUAUGGAGGUCAGAUCAAGUGUCACAUAUAUUCUAAAGAUGUUGCUCGCAGUGACAAAUAUCGAUGAGAACAUAAUUGAUAACGUACGUGUUUUUCGACGCAUUAUAUGCUGGCCUGCGAUCUAUCGUUAAAACGCAGCCGGCAGUAUCCUUGAUCAAAGCAUCAUCUAAAGUCUAAAGACGGGACAUUUGAAGUUGCCUGGAAUAACCACUCGAGUAUCCGGACGAGAUCGCUUUUGCGUCAGUUUGUUCCUGGUAAUUUUCACAUAUCGCCGUCCACCUAUCUGUGUCUCGUGUGCACUUAUUAUAUAAUUCGCGCAGGAUGAAAUUCACGAUCAGAACCGAGUGUGAGAAUCGAGUCGACGACUCGGGCAAGAAAUUAAUCAGUUUGCGCGGAUUAUACCUCACUCCGCCGUUUGGAGUAGGUAAUAAAUUCUAGGAUAUCAAAGUUUCGUUGUAUCUCUCGAACGAAUUCUAUAAAUAAAUGUUUCUAUUGUAA